Messenger RNA from Aspergillus vadensis CBS 113365, 1932 nucleotides. RefSeq names its product HET domain-containing protein. The transcript has a single exon. Bases 1 to 1932 code for a protein of 643 amino acids. Lineage: Eukaryota; Fungi; Ascomycota; Eurotiomycetes; Eurotiales; Aspergillaceae. The record is from RefSeq and is a predicted model, not a curated record.
AUGAGUACUGACCGGCAAAACGCAGGGGAAAAGCGCUUUCUCGGGACGAUCGAACCUACCCACGGCCACCAGCUCGUUUCUACGCCUAUGAUUCAGCAGGAGGUCGAGUGGCACAUGGUUCUAGAGUGGUUGAGAGAAUGCUUCCAUACUGAUGAGCACAAAGACUCCUGCCAGAGAAAGCCAGACGGCCCACAGAUAUCUGGGCUUCGGGUCAUUGACACCAAACGACGUCGUAUUACAAUUGCCCCUGCGAGAUGUCGAUAUGCGACUCUAAGCUAUGUUUUGGGAAACACGAGCAGCAGCUUGCAGGCAACGACGGUGAACAUAGCCCAUCUGACUAAGAGAGGCUCUUUAAGAAGCAGUAAACUGCCCCAAACUAUUGAUGACGCCAUUGUUGCUUGUAGAAAAAUGAAGAUAGACUAUCUUUGGGUUGAUCGCCUUUGCAUAUUGCAAGAUGAUAAUCCUGACAGAAAAGCUUACUGGCUCAACUCUAUGGGACAAAUCUACGCACAGUCAUAUAUAACUCUUAUCGCUUUGGCUGGAAAUGAUGCUGAACAUGGCCUUCCUGGAGUUAACAAGGUGAAGAGAAUGGACCCCUGGGCCGGGACAACACAAGGGAUAUUUCUUAGAGCCAGGCCCCCCUACUAUGACGAAUGUCUACUGGAUUCAAGAUGGGUCACUAGGGGCUGGACGUUCCAGGAGGCAGUGUUCGCAACCAGACGGCUUUCAUUUUCCGAUACAACGGUCUUUUGGGAUUGUUCCCACCCCCGGAUCAUCUAUGAUGAAAUUUAUGGUGCCCGCUACAGGGAAUUCUGGGAAAGGACUGCACUGAGAUCUUAUCGGAUGGCGGUGGAAGAGUUCACAAAAAGGGAACUAACAUGGGAGUGGGAUGUACUUCAUGCAUUCGCAGGCGUUCUACACACGAGAUGGGGUCCUGAGAGUUAUUAUGGCUUUCCCCUGAGUAACUUCAGUGAGGCAAUGCUCUGGACGGCAAUAGACAAGGUGCACCCCACACGGUAUGCAGCUCCUGGUGAUGCAUUUCCCACCUGGUCGUGGUCUUCUAUUAAAGGACCCAUCAACAUUGAGCUGUCAUACAAGGACUAUCCUAGGUUUGACAACAUGCGGUCCUCCACAGCAAUCUGGGCAAUUCCGUCAAGGUUGAGUGAACAGCCAGCUCUGCAGCUAAUCACAAAUGCUUCGAGGCAGCCAGAGGGGCUCGAGAAAACGGAUAAGAGAGAGUCGCUCAACGACAAAUAUUUGACUGAUCAAUGUCGACUUCUCAUUGCGAUAGCUUGGAAAUGUGGAUGUUUCUCGGGGUCUCUGCCGAAGGGUCUCAACACUACAAAUACAUGGGAAGAAUGCAACAAUAUUGUCCUUGAAAGAAGACCCCUUGCGCAGCUUAGUGAUGAAGCUCAUGGGAUGCCCUGGGGUAAAAUGUCCGAUCAAGAUUUGGAAGCAAGAUUUCCUCUAAUCAUGCGUCAAGAAUGUCCUCCUGGAUCCAUCUUCGUCUAUACCCAAUCACUCAAUCUCAACCCCUUUAAACUGAGCCUAAAGAAGCAUAGGUGGUGGAAGGAAGACAUACUUGUCAUUGCAGGUGCCAAUUUUGUGGCCCCAGUCAUCCCUGGAUCCAUCAACUUGGAGCGAAUCAAUCGUGUUCGCCAACGGAGCCCCAAUUCUCUAUUCAUGCUUAUCGCACUCUCUGUCACUACCUGUGAACGCACAGAAAUUGCUGGAAUGGAGAAAAAUAAUCAUGAGCAUUGGUAUGAUUCUGCAGGAAAAUCAUUAAGUUCUACAUUUCAAUGGCCUCUUGAAGUUGAGCUUAUGCUGGUUGCAACGGAAAAUGGCGUUAGUCGGCGUGUUGGACUGGCAACGGCCUAUCUGAGACACUGGGUUAACCAGAACCCCCGGUUUCGUACAUUUCACCUUGUAUAG